CUUCACACUUCCGUUUCCACGCAGUAACCAAAAGACACAAUACAGAAACACAAAAGCGACGCACAGGGAAGUGCAGAAAGGAUCAUGGCUGAAGUGGAGGAAACACUGAAAAGGAUUCAGACACACAAAGGUGUUAUAGGGACAAUAGUUGUCAAUGCUGAAGGUAUUCCCAUUAGAACGACAUUGGACAAUUCCACCACAGUGCAGUACGCAGGCUUACUUCAUCAGCUCGCUAUGAAAGCAAGGAGCACAGUCCGAGACAUAGACCCUCAGAAUGACCUCACUUUUCUACGCAUGAGGUCCAAAAAACAUGAGAUCAUGGUGGCACCUGACAAAGACUAUCUUCUGAUAGUGAUCCAGAACCCAAGUGAAUAGAACUGAAGGAAAGAAUCAACAAACACACAUUCAUUUAUUUGCUAAUUGCCUUCGUUGUUAAUCUGCUUUCUGCACAUGAAAUUACAUGUUAACAGCAUUUCUAUAAAACUUUACAAAAACACUUCAAUGAAAACUUUAAUGAAAUAAAAUGUCAACUGGA
Tachysurus vachellii is the source of this 535-nucleotide messenger RNA. It is a transcript of the gene dynlrb2, whose product is annotated as dynein light chain roadblock-type 2. Gene Ontology annotation, biological process: microtubule-based movement. The record is from RefSeq and is a predicted model, not a curated record. Bases 85 to 375 code for a protein of 96 amino acids. NCBI's taxonomy places the organism in Eukaryota, Metazoa, Chordata, Actinopteri, Siluriformes, Bagridae. Gene Ontology annotation, molecular function: dynein intermediate chain binding. The transcript has 4 exons. Gene Ontology annotation, cellular component: centrosome; cytoplasm; cytoplasmic dynein complex.